Molecule: messenger RNA, 3009 nt
Organism: Naegleria lovaniensis
Lineage: Eukaryota; Heterolobosea; Eutetramitea; Acrasida; Naegleriidae
Exons: 4
Coding region: 1-3009 (1002 amino acids)
Biological process (GO): nuclear-transcribed mRNA catabolic process
Cellular component (GO): nucleus
Molecular function (GO): RNA binding; 5'-3' RNA exonuclease activity
Source: RefSeq, a predicted model, not a curated record
AUGGGUGUUCCGGGAUUUAUCUAUUGGUUAGAAACCAACAUUUUGAGAGGACUCAAACGACAACAACACAAACAACAAUUACAACAUGAUGAUCGUGAGCCUCACGAAGAUAUUGAAACCAUUCAAUUUCCAAUUCCGAACAAGGAACCAAACGUUGAAAAAAUUAUUAAACGACAAGUGGAUAACUUUUAUAUAGAUCUUAAUGGUUUAAUUCAUCCAUGUUGUCAUCCACAAGUUGGUAAAAAGCCUCAAAAUGAAGAUGAAAUGUUGCAACGAAUUGUUGAUGAGUUACUUUUCCUUGCAAGAACAGUAUCACCUAAGAAUUUGUUUUUUAUUGCCGUAGAUGGUGUUGCACCUGCAGCAAAACAAGAACAACAACGCCAUCGUCGAUUUGUGGCUGUCAAUGAUCAUGAAAUUCGAUCAAAUUAUAUUGGUCAAAUCCAAGAACAAAAGAAUGAAGAUGUAUCCAUGCAAGAGAAAAAGGAGUCAAACAAUGAUGAACAACCAUCAGCUCCACAAGGAUUCUUGGCUCGAUUGGAAGCAAAGAAAACUCAUUGGGAUCACAAUGUCAUUUCUCCAGGAACACCCUUCAUGGUUCGAUGUAUGGAAACAGUACAUCGAGCAGCUGAUUUGAUCGUUCAAGAAUUUCCCAAUGUUAAAGUUAUCGUGAGUGACAGCAGCGUUCCAGGAGAAGGUGAACACAAAAUUUUGAGCUAUAUGAAAAAAGAAAAAGCAAUCAAUCCAAAAUCUUUCUCACACAUGGUACAUGUAGUGCAUGGUUUAGACGCCGAUUUAAUCAUGCUUACGUCUUUGAUUGGUUUACCACAUAUUUAUAGUUACAGAGACAAGGAAAAUAUAAGAGACAAGAGAAGAGAAAAGGAAAUAUUUGAUAUUUCUGCAUUGGGAAGGUUAUUUGCUCGAAUUGUUGUUUCAUCAAUUAUCACUCUUGACAAAACACGAAAAGCUAGAGAAGUUGCAUGGAGUAAUGAGAAUCUAGUAUCAGAUGUCGUCUUACUAUUAAUGGCUGUUGGAAAUGACUUUUUACCAAACAUUCCUUCUCUAGUCAUGCAUAAUCAUGCCGCCUCAAUCAUUAUGUUUGCAUACUCUAAAUAUUUAAUUCAAUGUCUUGCUACCACGAAAGGAAAGGGAUCUAGUAUUGACCCUUCUGCAUAUUAUUUAGUUGAUCACAAGCAAGGAGUGAAGGUCAAUAUUCGAAAUUUUGUCAAGGCACUUGCCUCAAUUCGAGAUGAAUCUGUUUUUGGAUUAUUUGUUAAAAUGUACAGCAGUAAUUUAAGAAAGGCAACUGAAAAACAAGCCGAAGACGUUUUUCAACAUGAAGAUAUCAUUGAUGGUAUCAAUCAAAUUGUUGGAAGUAGAGGACAUAUACAAGACGCUAAAUUUGACAAGGUGUGGAAAGAAGUUUCAAAGAAUUCAAUCUCUCAUGAUUCGUAUGAAACUGUUUACAAAAUUUUGAAAGACUUUUACAUGAGCAUUGAUAAAAAGAAUUCAUCCAUCAAUCAAAGCUACGACGAAGCAUCCAUUUUGAAUCGAUGCUUAAGCAAUGCCAAUUUUGUGCUUGAUGAAAUUCCUACUAGCUUGAUUUUAAAGUACAAGAAAGAAAUCCAUAAGGAAUAUUAUGAAAAGAAGUUUGGGACAGCUCACCAGAAUUUAGAAAGAAAUUUUCUGAAAGAUCUUCAAGAUGAAGAAUUAAUUAAGGAAAUUACUACAUUCGAGAAGGGUGCACCACUGACACCUUACGAACAAUUACUAUGCAUUCUACCAAAAGAAAGUAUGGGCAAUUGUUUACCACAGACUUAUUUGGAUAUAUUGAAUGAUGAGCGAUUGGAUGCCUUUUUCCCUUCCUCAUUCAAGAGAGAUGGUAAUUUUUCUGGAAUUAUCUACAAGGCAGUUUCUCUUCUUCCCUCUAUUGACAUGUCACUGGUGAAGAGUAUUUCAAAAGAGAUUGAUCCAUUAUUAUCACCAGAAGAAAAACAAAAGAAUUCGAUUGGACAUGAUGUCAUUUAUGUAGCCACCGAUUCAGAUGUGAAUCAAGAAUUACGGCAACAGUUAAGUAUUGCUGAGAAGAGUGACGAACCCAUCUCACUCUCCUUCAAUCAAAACAGCAUCCUCUCUGGCAUGUUCCAAAAGAUUGACAAUAGCAAAACCAAGUUAAUAUUCAACACCAUCGAUCCAUCCAUCACACCAUCCAAUGUCUUACAUGCCAAUGUUGCUUCAUAUCUGUAUCAACCAAGUCGUGUGAGUGUGGAUAUGGCUUAUAAAGCACAUGAAAGCACACCUGUUCCAAGAGGUCGUAUCAAUGUCUUGCUUACAAGACAAUUAGCCAAAUUCAGUCAAGUAGGAACCUUUGUAAGAGAAUCUGAGAGUGAUGAUUUGAAAAUACUCUCCGAUCGAAGUGGAUCGAAUGCUUCUCACAAGAGAAAGUACAAUAAGGAUAGAAAUGCAGAUGGUCCUCGAAGAAAGAUGGUGAAAACACAAAAUAGUUCCACUGCUGCUGCAACACCACAAAAAGGAAACCAAUCAUCCACAACACCACAAAAAGAUGAUGAAAUGGAAGAACGAAAACCUAUCAAGGCAAAGAGAAAAAAGAAUUUAAAGAAGUCGACAGCAGCAUCAUUGGUCACCAUACAAGAUGGACAAGAAAGAACAAGCGUUGAGGAAGAAUCUGAGAAAAAGUCCAUAAAGACCACAAAACAGCCAAAACAACCAACACAACCAACAAUUUCCAAAGCUGAGAAGAGAAAGAAGAAACGACAACGACAACAAGCAAAUAAGAAACUAAAGAAAGAAGCUGCUACAAAUGGUGUCUCGUCAUCUUCAUCAGAUGGUGUGAAUGGUGCAGCUGUAGAAUCAACAAGUAACAUUACUGAGGCAUCAAGUAACACAAAGGAGACUACAACAACACUACCUCAAGUAGCUCGUGACAAACAAAAGUUGAAGGAAAAUACCAAAGACAAGUUGAUGGCACUCAUGAACAAGUUAAAGAAAUAA